Molecule: messenger RNA, 537 nt
Organism: Racocetra persica
Lineage: Eukaryota; Fungi; Glomeromycota; Glomeromycetes; Diversisporales; Gigasporaceae
Source: the annotation of a GenBank genome assembly
GUUUGUGGACUCAAGUGGAAUCCAGAGGGAAACCAACUUGCUAGUGGUGGGAAUGACAAUAAGCUCUUGAUAUGGGACAGAGCAAAUGAUGUACCUCUUCAUAAAUUUCCUCAUCAUACGGCAGCUGUCAAAGCCAUUGCUUGGAGUCCACAUUCACAUGGUCUUUUGGCAAGUGGUGGUGGUUCUCAAGAUAAGCACAUUCGAUUUUGGAAUACUACGACUGGUAAAGCCCUGGAGAGUUACGAUACUGAAUCUCAGGUUUGUAACCUUGCGUGGUCUAGGCAUGCAAACGAAAUUGUGUCAACUCACGGAUACUCUCAGAACCAAAUAAUUCUCUGGAAGUAUCCUACGAUGGAGCAACUUGCUAUUUUAAAAGGACAUACUCUCCGUGUUCUCUACCUUUCUGUUUCACCUGAUGGCGAGAAUAUAGUUACUGGUGCCGGUGAUGAAACUUUACGCUUUUGGAACGUAUUUAACAACGGAAAAAAAGAGAAGAAGCGUAUGACUGCAUUUGAUAUACGUUCACAGAUUCGUUAA